AUGUCGCCUCCCCGCCAGCCACGCGACUAUCAUGGCGUCGAGAACUCCUCCACCAAGAACGUCGUUGUCCUCGGGGGAAGCUACGGCGGUAUGCAUGCCGCUUCAGUCCUCGCACAGAAGCUUCCACCAUCACAUCGCGUUAUCCUUAUCGAGAGGAAUAGCCACUUUAAUCACCUCUACGUCUUCCCGCGCUUCUCUGUUCUGCAAGGACACGAACACAAAGCCUUUAUCCCUUAUUCGUCCAUCUUUGGUUCAGCGCCAAAGCGUCGUCGUCGUGAGGAUAAGGCGAGGGGCACAGCGCCACCACCACAACCCCCGGCGAGCUCUGCUCCUCGCAGCGGGGGAAGCGUGCUAGAGAUGGGUUCAGGGAGUGGAGAUGCUCUUGCCCCACAAGCGGAGGCUCCCUCAUCGUCUUCAUCAUCUCUGUCUCGCGGGAGAGGAAGCGGCUCAUCGAGCUCAGACGACGAGAAUCGCAGUAGCCGUAGCAACAGCAGUCGUGGCGGGGACUCCCUCUUCGACCACGAUACGGUCAACAGCGAUGUCACAACAGGCUCUGCUCCUUCCUCCUCGGGCGACCACUCAUCGGCACGUGAUCCGGCUCACGACGCUGGGAACAAGGCGAUGGAGCAGGGCAUCCUCGAGGACGCGCAGGUGUUGGCGCAUGACGAGGAGAAGAUGGGUAGGCCGGAAAUCAGGGUUGAGCGGCUGGGAGAGGAUGUCAAGGAGGGCUUGACCCUAAGCGAACAAGCGCCAGCAGAGGAUGGAGCAGCUUCCUCCGCGGACGGCGGCUUUGAGGACGCAGAGCCGCACGUCGUGCUUCAGGCUACGGUCACCAGCAUCACCGACUCUCACGUCAUCGUUACUCCUACCUCGCCUUCCUCCGGCCAAGGCUCAGAAGGAUCGCAAUCUCGUCGCAAUCUCUGGAGCAUCGACUCCCUUUCCAUCCCUUACACUCACCUCAUCUACGCGCUCGGCUCGCACCUGCCUGAUCCGCUGCGCACCACGUCGGCCUCGCGCACGAAGAAGGAAGGUGUCUCGUGGAUGCGUCAUACGCAAGAGCAGAUACGAGAUGCACAGCGUGUCGUGCUGGUUGGAGGCGGGGCGCUGGGAGUCGAAUAUGCGACGGACAUCAAGAGCGUAUACCCGGAGAAGGACGUGACGCUCAUCCACUCACGGCAGAGAUUGCUCCCCAACUUCGACGAGCGCAUUCACGAAGUGGCCAAGGCACGACUCGAAGAGCUCGGCGUCAAGCUCGUCCUUGGCGAACGACUCGCCCUCACCGAAGGUUGUCCUAAAGGCUCCACAACUGCCCCUCUGGCCGAGGACGAGGUCGACGGUGACGUACACCCGAUCCGCCAGCCGAGCGACGCCCACCACCAAGGCUGGAAACGUGUCCGUACAACUGGCGGACGUGAGUUGCUUUGCGACCUCCUAAUGCUCUGCACCGGUCAACAGCCAAACAGCUCCCUCCUCGCCUCCUUGUCCCCCACUUCCGUCGAUCCGCACACACGCCUCAUCCGAGUCCAUCGAACACUUCAGGUCGCCCUUCCUCCUCCCGAUCAGGCCGCUCCGGGUCCAUUCGACGCUACACCACCUUGUGGAGAUUGCGACUGUUUCCUGGACAAGAAGGCUGCAGGUGGCGACUUGGAUGAGAGGCAGGAAGGACACCUCGAUGAGCAUGGGAUGGAGGGGGAGGAGAGGCCGGCAGAGAAAUUGGGCCGUAUCCCCAAUGUGUACGCCAUUGGCGACGUGGCUGAUGCCUUUGGGUCUUUGAAUGCCGGCUACCAAGCAUGGGGCAUGGCGGACGUAGCUGCGGAGAACAUCAUUCGGGACAUAGGCGUGCGGGGCGCCAGCGUCAACCCCGAGGACAGCGCACCGUCGUCGCCCAGCACGGCGAUCACUCCCGCCGAGCUAGUCCAUUUCUCUCCUGCGCCCAAUAUGCUCAAGCUCUCCCUCGGCUUGGGGCAGAUGGUCUUCCAAGGCGGACCGGUCAAGGGCGAAGACGGCGUCGAGAGACCAGAGGUCAGCGUUAAGGAUGAUCCGGCCGAUUUGGGAGUCGAAGGCGUGUGGACUUUCAUGGCUAACAUGAGUGUGGAGGACUUGUAUCUUUAG
Molecule: messenger RNA, 2112 nt
Organism: Jaminaea rosea
Lineage: Eukaryota; Fungi; Basidiomycota; Exobasidiomycetes; Microstromatales
Product: FAD/NAD(P)-binding domain-containing protein
Exons: 2
Coding region: 1-2112 (703 amino acids)
Cellular component (GO): cytoplasm
Molecular function (GO): flavin adenine dinucleotide binding; electron-transferring-flavoprotein dehydrogenase activity
Source: RefSeq, a predicted model, not a curated record